This is a messenger RNA of Saccharomyces paradoxus, 957 nucleotides long. It is a transcript of the gene RCE1, whose product is annotated as CAAX prenyl protease. Gene Ontology annotation, molecular function: metalloendopeptidase activity. The transcript has a single exon. Gene Ontology annotation, biological process: CAAX-box protein processing. The record is from RefSeq and is a predicted model, not a curated record. Gene Ontology annotation, cellular component: endoplasmic reticulum membrane. Bases 1 to 957 code for a protein of 318 amino acids. Lineage: Eukaryota; Fungi; Ascomycota; Saccharomycetes; Saccharomycetales; Saccharomycetaceae.
AUGCUUCCAUUCCCAACAUUUCUAGUGCUCCUGUACAUCUCCAUAUCCUAUGUAUUACCACUCUAUGCAACUUCACAACCAGAAAGGUCUAAACGAGAUAAUCCUCGAACCAUUAAAUCUCGGAUGCAGAAACUGACAAUUAUGCUAAUUUCCAACCUCUUUUUGGUGCCUUUUUUACACUCUAAACUAUCCAAACUAUCUAGUACCACUUCGCAUGUCAGUUUCAAAGAUGCCUUUUUCGGUUUAGGCAUCAUUCCCGGUUAUUACGCUGCAUUACCAGACCCUUGGCAAUUUGGCCAGUUCGUGAAAGAUUUAACGAAAUGCGUUGCGAUGUUAUUGACCUUGUAUUGUGGACCCGUAUUGGAUUUUGUAUUAUAUCAUCUACUAAAUCCAAAGAGCUCUGUACUCGAAGAUUUUUACCAUGAGUUCCUAAACAUUUGGAGUUUCAGAAAUUUUAUAUUUGCACCAAUAACCGAGGAAAUAUUUUACACAUCGAUGCUAUUGACGACCUACUUAAACCUAAUACCACAUUCGCAACUUAGUUAUCAACAGUUAUAUUGGCAACCGUCACUGUUUUUCGGACUCGCGCAUGCACAUCAUGCUUAUGAGCAAUUCCAGGAAGGCUCCAUGACAACAAUUUCCAUUUUGCUGACCACAUGCUUCCAAAUUUUAUACACAACACUUUUUGGAGGGCUAACCAAGUUUGUAUUCGUAAGAACAGGAGGGAACCUAUGGUGCUGCGUCAUCUUACAUGCCUUGUGCAAUAUUAUGGGUUUUCCUGGUCCGUCAAGAUUGAAUUUACAUUUCACAGUAGUAGACAAGAAAGCCGGACGCUUUUCGAAAUUGGUCUCAAUCUGGAAUAAAUGCUAUUUCGCAUUGCUGUUCGUUGGUUUAAUAUCCCUGAAGGAUACCUUACAAAGUUUGGUAGGGACUCCCGGUUACAGAAUAACACUUUAA